GUCCGGUUGAUACUCUUUUUGCUCUGUUAACAUUGCGUAUAAAUUUGUCCGUGUGACCUCUUCUACUGCUCUUGCACAAAGUCGAUCUGUCUUUUCCCUUGACCAUGUAUGGGAGUGGCGGAGACGGGAGCAACAUGUAUGGGAACAACCAAAACAUGUAUCCAAACAUGAUGGGACAACAGGGAAGCGGCAUGAUGGGAAGCCAAAUGGGCGGCCAAAUGGCGAGCCAGUUGGGCGGUCAGAUGCCCCAGACAGGACAGCAGAUGCCUCAAAUGUCCGGUCAAAUGGGUAAUCAAAUGAACCAACUGGCGACCCAGCAAGCACAACCUCAGCCCGGUAUGCAACAGCAGGGCGCCGGGAGCGGAAUGAUGUCCGCCAUGCCAGGCAUGACCGGGAUGCCAGGCAUGCCCAACAUGGGCAUGAACGCCAUGAAUACGACAGGCAUGCCUAUGGCUGGCCAGGCGGGCGCAGCUACCCCAGCUGCAGGUGCAACGGGUAUGCAGGCCAUGAACCCCGCGAUGAUGGGCCAGCAAGGAAUGAACCCGGCAAUGAUGGCUCAGCAAGGCGCAAACCCAGCUAUGGCAAACUGGCAGGCUAUGGCGGGCCAGAAUCCGCAGGCGCUAGCGAUGCAGGCCUACAUGCAGCAAUACGCUAUGCGCAUGGCCGCCUUCCAGCGCAUGGCCGCGGCCGGGGCGAUGGGCGGUAUGGGCAUGCCGGGCGCCAUGGGCGGCAUGAACCCUAUGGGUGCGAUGGGCCCUAUGGGUGCCAUGGGCCAAGGCCCCAUGGGGCCUAUGGGCAUGGCCCCAGGCAUGGCUCCAGGCAUGGGCAUGAUGGGCGCCAUGGGCGGCAUGCAGCAGGGCGGCAUGCGCGGGCCAGCCGGAGGGCAGUCGGACGGCCCCGAGAACAUGCGCUUCUGGAAGACCCGCAUCUGCAACAAGUGGAAGGACGGCAACUGUCCGUACGGCGACACGUGCAAGUACGCGCAUGGCGAACAGGACCUGCGGACACCCAACAUGGGGGAUGCCGGCAAGGCAGCGGCGGCACGUGUGGCCGCGCCCAAGAACGAGCUGGCGGACAAGCGCACCAUGAUUGAGCUCAUGCGCAAGACGCGCAUCUGUGACGAGUUCAUGAAGACGGGGGCGUGCAGAUACGGCGACAAGUGCACCUUUGCUCACGGGCACCACGAGCUGCGACAGGCGCCGAACGUGAAGGACGCGAUCACCCAGCAGCAGCAACAGCAGCAGCAGCAGGUCGUCGCUAGCGCUGGUGCGGGUGCGGGUGCGGGUGCCGGUGCGGGAGCUGCCGGCAAGGACACCAUGCACAAGACGCGGCUGUGUGAGCGCUUCAUGAACACCAACACCUGCCCCUACGGCGACAAGUGCACCUUUGCGCACGGCCACCAUGAGCUGCGCCAGCGCACAGCCGGUGCCCUCACGCCCCGCCCCGGCGGCCCCACCAACGCCACUCCCGGCGCCCUGCCCGGCCAUCAGCAACAGCAGCAGCUGAAGCUGCAGCAGCAGCAGCAGCCCAAGCAGCCCCUGUCCCUGGGACAGUCGCAGAGUCAGCUGGGCGCUGCUGCUGCUGUCGCCGGCGCAGCAGCAGUGGGUAUUAAGCGAGAGCGUGAGGAGGAGGCCACGGGCGCAGGCGGCGAGGGCCAGGGGCUGGGCGAGGAAGCGGCCAAGCGGCAGCAUCUGGAGGAGAGGGCGAACGGUGAGGGCGAGCACGAUGGCGGCGAGCAGGAGCAGCAGCAGCGGCACCAGGCUGGCCUGCAGACACAGGACUCGGCUGGUGGCGGGGAUUGGGGCUGGGGCGUCGACGGCGAUGCUGAUCCGACGCAGGAGGAGCAGCUGCAGCACCAUGAGGAGGAGGAGGAGGACGGUGAUGGUGGGGCGGGCGGAGACGGCGGUGCGCGAGAUGGUGCUGGAGGCGAGGGCGGCGAGCGGGGUGCCGGUGGCGCUUCAGGCUCCGGCGCAGCUGGGGGUGCUUCGGCGGGUGCGGCUGCGGCGGCGGGCGAUGCCGGGGCCGCUGCUGGCGGGGAGGCGGGCGGCUGCAAGCUGUGUGCCCGCAUGUUGAAGGCGGGGCGCGGUGAGAUGCUGGCGGCGGUGCAGCAGAUGCCCUCGCCCGCAGCUCAGAAGCUGGGGGCCAUGAUCCUGGGGUACGGCACGCCGCGGUUUGAGCAGCUGUGGCACAAACUGAGCUUCACGCAGCUGCAGAACAUGUUGGCGCGUGCCGAUCUGUCCGUGGCUGACCGCAUCGACCUGCUGAAGGCGGUGUGCUUCCACACGCACGCCAGCGAGGAGGAGCGCGAGCGGCUGGGCAGCCAGAAGUACAUUAGCCAGGGGCUGCCGCCGGUGGUGGCGGACUUUGUGGCGAUGGUGCUGGAUGGCAAGGAGGGCUCAGCGCAGAUGACCGAGUAUUUCGCGGCUCUGGAGGUGUGCAAGAGCGUGUACGGCGUAACGGAGGAGGAAUACUUCAACGUGUCGAGCACCAUGGCCAACCUCUUCAUGAACAUGUAGAGGGGGGAACAGUGAAACAGUGAAAGAUAGGCAGCAGUGAAGGAGCCGUGGACUGACUUCGUGCCUCCACUUUUUGUAUGCUACAAUGGGCUACUCCCUUUGAAGUCCCGUGGUCUUGAUGGUUCUUAGCCUUUACCAUGUUUGGCUGGGUGCUGGUUGGUCCUAGGAGGUUGGCGAUGAGAUUGAGACAUGGAGCGGAUGCGGGGGUUCGUGGGCGUGUCACGAGCGUCCUUUUGUCGUGGCCCUCCAAGAGUAAGUUUGCGUCUCGCUGCGCGUGUAAAGGGGAGGUGGCAGUUUGUGUGUUUGUGGGGGGGGGGCAUGUACCAGGAAUAUGCCUGGCGCGUGGGGUGAUGGUGAUGGAGGUGGUGGGUGGUGGCGCAAGCAUUGUGUGUUUGGAUAAAGUGUUCGUUCCUUACCCGGAGUCUUGCACGCUCGGCUGCAGCCGGGGUUGUGUGUAAGGGUGUGGCAACUUCGGCUGUGGGUUUAAGCGUGGUGUCUUAAUUCCUGUCUUGACAUGUGCCCUGCGUCCUUAAACGGGGGUUGUCCUGUGGCCGGCGGCAGUAGCGCCUUUGGGAUUAUUUGGGAAGGCCGCAAAGUCCCGUUAUGAAAGACCGUGCCCGUCAUUCCUUUUUGGCCUGUUUUUUCACUGCAAGGGGUUACCGUCCUGAGGAACGCUUAGUUUUGGGUUCACGUCUGGUUAAGGAUGCCUCACAGGCGGUGCGCCCUGUUUUCCAUGCUCCGUGUUAUCGUGUAGCAUGCGGGCUUGGCCGCGUGCCUUUGGGUUUCAUUGUCUUCUGUGGCGUGACUUACUUCUGGCAAUGGGGCAUUUCUUUACGUGUCUCAUGAUGUUAUGAUUGGCCGGUGAUGCGACAGUGCUGAUGGCGAGUGAUGGGGGUAGCUGAUCUAGCGCGUUGGACAGUGCGUUUGGGAAAGAAGGUGCCUAUGAGGUGCUUUUCUGGGCUUUCGGGCAUUUGGCAAGUAGUCAUUCUGGGGUAUGUAUAAUGGAGUUGUCUCAUCGGUCUUGAAUUAUGUGAUGUGGUUUUGGAGCCGUAAAAGCGUGCCUGAUCCGUCGUGUGUUGUUGUGUUCUCGUGUGUGG
Astrephomene gubernaculifera is the source of this 3613-nucleotide messenger RNA. Lineage: Eukaryota; Viridiplantae; Chlorophyta; Chlorophyceae; Chlamydomonadales; Astrephomenaceae. The record is from the annotation of a GenBank genome assembly.